This is a messenger RNA of Aphis gossypii (cotton aphid), 1218 nucleotides long. RefSeq names its product mitochondrial inner membrane protease ATP23 homolog. Gene Ontology annotation, molecular function: metalloendopeptidase activity. The transcript has 6 exons. Gene Ontology annotation, cellular component: extrinsic component of mitochondrial inner membrane. Bases 377 to 1123 code for a protein of 248 amino acids. The record is from RefSeq and is a predicted model, not a curated record. Gene Ontology annotation, biological process: mitochondrial proton-transporting ATP synthase complex assembly; mitochondrial protein processing. Lineage: Eukaryota; Metazoa; Arthropoda; Insecta; Hemiptera; Aphididae.
ACGAUCCGACUAUCCGAGAUAAACUCGGACAGUCGGACCUCAGUACGUGAUUAUAAUAAACUCGGAGCGGUCUUACAGAAUAAUACGGUCAGUAAAAUCGCUAAUAUAAUAAUAUUAUGUUCUCGAUUGUGGACACGAGACGAAAACGAUAACUCUUGUCAGAUAACGGCUCGGUGUCGGCGUGAUAAGAAAAUAAUCAACAACGAAUUACAUGUGUUUUAAAAAAUUAUAACUUAAACCGACAGUAAAAAACUAUUUGCUAUUAAGGCAGAGCAACAGAAUGAUUCACGACAAUAAUCGUUUGGUUUAUUAGACGAUUUGUUUGUACAAUUCGUCUUUGUAUUACGAUUUAGGGAUCGAGUGCUACACAAGACUCAUGGCCGAGCCUAAAGAAAACAAAGACCAAACCACCUCACAGUCUUCAGAAAACUAUGAAGGAUGGGGAUUUGAUUUAUUCCCCGAGAGGAGAGGUACAUACAAACCAAAUUUAAAAAAUAUUUUGCUUCAAGGACGUGGAAAUGAAAACUUGGAAAGAAUCAAAUGUGAAAGAAAAGUGGCUUCCUGUUUAAACAAAAGUCCUUUGGUAAAGAUCAUGAUGGGUGCAUUGCGUAGAUCUGGUUGCGAUGUCAACCCAUCCCGUCAUAUUGCUUGUGAACUUUGUGAUACAAGUGUCCACGGGGGAUAUGAUCCAGUUAUGAAUCAAAUUGUUAUAUGUCAAAACACUGCUGUAUCAAAAGGUACUAUACAGGGAGUGCUCACACACGAAUUCAUACACAUGUUCGACAAUUGUACACGUAAAGUAGACUUCCGGAAUAUUGAGCAUUUAGCUUGUACAGAAAUCAGAGCAGCAAAUUUGACACAUUGUGGUCUUGUAUCAUCUAUUCUUGAAGGGCAUUCGUCAAUAUUUAAUUUUAGAAAAAAACAUCAAGACUGUGUAAAACAUAAAGCCGUUAUUUCUGUAUUGGCUGUUAGAAAUGUCACUUACGAACAAGCAAAAGCAGCAGUCGAGAAAGUAUUUGAUCGUUGUUAUGCAGAUUUAGAACCUAUCGGAAGAAGAGUUAGAGGAAAAUCAGUUGAUUUUGAACUUGCAUACGCUGAAGCUUUCUUAAUGGGCUAUGAUUAAUAGUUAUUUAUUUGUGUUAUUGUGUAGAAUAAAAAAAAAAAAUAUUAGGUGUAUAAAAAGAUGUAUUUGAAAAUUAAAACAUAAAUAUUAUAGAA